AUGGCUCCCAACCUGGGUAGCGAAAUUAUGCUCUGCAUCGAUGAUAUAAAAUCUGCCGCGACGGCCAAAUUACCGUUCAUCGUCCGAGAAUUCUACAACUCCGGAUCCACGCAGCAAGUGACGGUCUCGGAGAACUCAUCAGCCUAUAACAAAUACCGUCUGCGUCCUCGCGUCCUCGUCGACGUGUCCGGUUUGGACAUCUCUACCACCGUGUUCGGUCAGCGCAUCGCCUCCCCCCUGGGUCUCUCACCCACCGGCAUCCAAGCCAUGGCUCAUCCCGACGGCGAACUGGCAACUAGUCGGGCCUGCGCGCGUCGUAAUGUCCCCAUGGGCGUGUCCUCGUUUGCGAACCACUCCAUCGAAGAAAUCACCCAAGCUGGUGAGGCUAUCGGCCCUGCCAUCCACGCCAUGCAGGUCUAUACAAUGCGUGACCGCGCCAAGCAGGAACGUAUUAUCCGCCGCGCUGAAGCCUCAGGGUGUAAAGCUAUCUUCUUGACAGCGGAUAGCCCGAUCCUGGGCGUGCGGUAUACCGAGGUCAAGCAUGAUUUUCGCACCCCGGCGGGGCUGUCGUUUCCGAUGAUCGAGUGGGAUUCGGAGACGAUUCAGAAUCAAACGCAUGAUGCGGGUUUCGUGGCGUUUAAUUCGGAUGCGCAUUCUUGGGCUAAUGAGAUUCCGUGGUUGAGAUCGGUUACGAAGAUGCAGAUCUGGAUUAAGGGAGUCUUGACGGCGGAGGAUGUUCUUCUGGCGAGACAGUAUGGCUGUGAUGGCGUGCUGGUGAGUAACCACGGCGGACGACAGUUGGAUGGCACGCCGGCGACGAUCGACGCGCUGCCGGAAUGUGUCAAGGCCGCUGGAGGGCAGAUUCCCGUGCAUAUCGACGGUGGGAUUCGGACUGGGAGCGACAUGUUCAAGGCUUUGGCAUUGGGAGCCGAGUGUUGUUGGAUUGGGAGGCCAACGCUGUGGGGAUUGGCGUAUGAUGGCGAGAAGGGUGUCUCUCGAGUGUUGGACAUUCUUUAUGACGAGUUCAAGCGCUGUAUGCAAUUGACGGGCUGUCGCACGUUGGCCGAUGUUUCGACGGCUUCGAUCGGGGUCUUGCGAUCGGAUGGGCCGUUGGCUCGUCUUUGA
Aspergillus melleus is the source of this 1125-nucleotide messenger RNA. Its product is annotated as alpha-hydroxy acid oxidase. The record is from RefSeq and is a predicted model, not a curated record. Gene Ontology annotation, molecular function: oxidoreductase activity; FMN binding. The coding region runs from base 1 to 1125 and encodes 374 amino acids. The transcript is spliced from 3 exons. Lineage: Eukaryota; Fungi; Ascomycota; Eurotiomycetes; Eurotiales; Aspergillaceae.